This is a messenger RNA of Thlaspi arvense, 240 nucleotides long. The record is from the annotation of a GenBank genome assembly. Lineage: Eukaryota; Viridiplantae; Streptophyta; Magnoliopsida; Brassicales; Brassicaceae.
AUGUCGAACUUGUAUGGAGAUUUCAACCAGAAGAUCGACUACGUGUUCAAGAUCGUACUGAUUGGGGACUCCUCGGUGGGGAAAUCGCAGCUCCUGUCUCGGUUCUCGAGGAACGAGUUCAGUUUGGAUUCCAAGGCGACGAUUGGGGUUGAAUUCCAGACAAAGACGCUCGUCAUCGAUCAUAAGACGGUCAAGGCUCAGAUUUGGGACACUGCUGGACAAGAGAGACUUGAGGAAUGA